Messenger RNA from Clonostachys rhizophaga, 813 nucleotides. The record is from the annotation of a GenBank genome assembly. Lineage: Eukaryota; Fungi; Ascomycota; Sordariomycetes; Hypocreales; Bionectriaceae.
AUGACUCAUCUGCCAUCACUCAGUGUCUCACUCGGGUCUCGCGUCUUUUGCGUCACAGGGGGCGCCUCCGGCAUGGGCGCUGCCACCGUUUGCCUCCUCGCCCAUCAUGGCGCGGGCGCAAUCUGGAUAGCAGACGUUAACCGUGAAGCCCUGUCCAAGAUUAAGGCCGAGGUCACCGAGAUCAACCCAAUCACCCAAAUCUACACCAACGUCGUUGAUGUUUCGGACCCGAAGCAGGUCGAUGACUGGAUCGCUACCAUCAAAGUCAAGUCCGGCGCCCUCCACGGCGCUGCCAACGUUGCAGGUGUGAGCCAACCUGCGUUUUCAUCCACCCAUCCGGCAAUCCUCGAGCAGACGAACGAAGAUUGGGAUCGCGUCUUGGGAGUUAAUUUCAACGGAAUCAUGUACUGUACUCGUGCCCAAGUUCGCGUCAUGGCGGAAAUGCCCAAGGGGAGCCACCUGGCCAUUGUCAAUGUGUCGAGCAUGGCGUCGUUGAUCCGAGGACCCAGUGCUUUUGCAUAUGGGGCUUCCAAAGUCGCGUGUGCGCAUUUCACAGCUUGUGUUGCCAAGGAUGUAUAUCCUCUGGGCAUUCGUGCCAAUGCUGUUUCUCCCGGAAACACAUUCACGGCCAUAACGAGUGAGUUUUUCGGUCAUAUGUCGAAAGAGGAAACCGAGAAGCAGCUCGGCAAGGCAGGCAUCAACACCAAAUUGUUGGAUCCAGCGGAUGUAGCGCGAAGCAUUGCGUGGUUAUUGAGCGAGGCGGCGCUGGAUGUAAAUGGCGUCAACCUCCCUGUCGGGGAGGGAGCACCGUAA